AUUUUUUAUCUGUUACAGCUACAGGUUUUCCAUGGGAUGACGUGGCGAUUCGACUGAUGGACGAUGAGUUCGGAGCGACCGGUGACACGGAGCGGGUCGACGGAACGACCUCAGACGAGCCGGGAGGCGGUGGAGCGGCCGGUGACGCGCUGGCGAAGGGAUGAUCGCCCGAUGACGCGCUCUGGGGUCGUGAACCCGGCGGAAAUGGAGGAGGCCAACCGGAAACCCAUCGAAAACCGCCCCGUGUCCAGGCGAGGCCUCAAAGAUGAAGUGUCGACUGAUCGACUUCCCAGCAGAGCAGGGAUAGAGCCAGGAGUUCGCACUGCUGGUUUCAACAGCCGAAUCGGGACCGCCUCGAGAUUGUCCUCCGCUAUGAUGAGAGCGCCCUCCAGAACGUCUGCUGGCCCUGUCAUCAACAUUGCCGGAUCUCAGCUGGCAGGGAUGGAUCGGCUUGUAACAGCUGAUGGGUUGAGUGGAAUGAAUACCGUUUCUACUUCCAGAGGCGUUGGAGCCAGGCAGGUUCAGGAUAAACGUUAUUUCGAGGGUUUGAUCCAACUUAAAAUGCGGGAACUCGGCGCAGAAAUUACGAGACUGAACAAGGAAGUUGAAACAUACGCCAAGGAACAUGCUGCCUUUUUACUGUAUGACAAGCGGGUAAAGGAAGCAGCAACAGAGCUGACAGAGUUGCAGGAAACUCUCGCCGAUUACAAUCUACUCGUAGACAAGGCUAAUACCAACACUGAAAUCAGAGAUAUUAUGGAGGAGCGGGCAGAGCUGCAAGCCGCUAAUCAGAUUGCAACCAGACAACUUGAACAGUUGUUUGAAGAGCGCACCCGGAAACAGCAGCUCAUCGCAGAAAUCGAAGAAGAAAUCGAAUCGAAUCGUCGGUCAACAGAAAAGAUGAUAACUAACAUGAGCCCUGCCAUGAAGGAGCAGUACUCGUCACUGAAAGAAUAUAUUUCAACCAUGCAGGAGAGAGUGGAUAAACUGCAGGAACAACUGGAUGCACUUAAUUUUCGGAAAGCCGAAUUAUUGGACCACAUUUCAUCAGUGCCUAUUAAAGUGGAAGCUGCUCGACUAUCACAAAAAUUAGCUGAAUUGGAGGAGCGGCGACAGGUACUGCUUCAGGAGGAGAGAAACAAGCUUUCACCAGAAGAGGAGCAAGAACGAUUACUAGCCCAAGUGAAAUCAGAUAAUGCAGAAAUUCUCAGUAUUGAGCGGGGAAUGAGCAUGCUGCAAGAUCAAAUCAAGUUCACAAAGAAACAAAUUGAGACAAUCAAUGAUGAUUUGGAGGAGAGUCAAAGUGAGAGAUUCAAAAAAUACCAAGAACUAAAAAAAAGGGAAGAGACCAUCGAAACGUUUCUCAUCAAUUUUGAGUCCACGAAAUCGGAUGAACUCCAGCGCCUAAAUGACCUGGAAACUGAUAUCGUGAAAACUCUUACGAAAAUGAGCAAACAUUUAAUCACUUUACCUCCUUCUGCUGUUGAGUAUGAGCUUUUGGAAAAGGAUUUCAGUUCAGCUAACAUAUUUGCCGGCGAUAACUCCGUGCAGAGUUUGAGUUUGGAUUAUCGCCAGUUGGGGAUGACUCUGGAAAAGCUAAACUCAAUGGAGAUACGAAUCAAAACUGAAAUUGAAACCUUGCAGCAGAAAAUCGCAGAUAUGAAGAAUGAUUUGAAAAAAUACACUGACCUUGAUUCAUUGCAAGAUAAAUUUGAAGAGGAAAGAAAAGAACUGACCAAUGAGCGAGAGGAACUUUUAAGAAUGAAAGAUACUGAUCUCCCAACUUUGCAGGAAGCAAAGUCAACUUAUGAACGAUUGAUGAAACAACUUCAGGACAACGAUACCUACAUCCAGUUGAAAAAUUUAGAGAAAAGAUUAGAGCUUAUCGAGCAGAACAAUUUUGCACUGAAGGAGUAUAUCGCAACCAAGGAGAUGGAGACAAAUUUUGAACCAGUGAAAAACAGAACUUUAGAACUUAUGAAUUCCUACAACUCUGCACUCAAGGAAGAACUUGUCGUAAUACGUAAAUAAUUUUGUUUGUCUCCUAUGUUUUUACUCUUAUAAAAUUCUAUAAUGAUGAGAACAAUCAACUGUAAAUGUUUUACUAUCUUUUCAAUUUUUCUUCUUUUGUCAGUGCUCUUGGUAGCACAGGUUGCUAUAAAUUGCAAUUGCAUUGUAAAAUUGUUGCUUUGUUAUUGGGGGGUUGCAUGUGCUGUCUAUUCAUUUGUUGAAGACGCUCCUCUAAUUAAAUUUUUUUUCAAUAAAA
Molecule: messenger RNA, 2266 nt
Organism: Bemisia tabaci
Lineage: Eukaryota; Metazoa; Arthropoda; Insecta; Hemiptera; Aleyrodidae
Source: RefSeq, a predicted model, not a curated record